Erigeron canadensis is the source of this 1153-nucleotide messenger RNA. RefSeq names its product BOI-related E3 ubiquitin-protein ligase 1-like. The transcript has 4 exons. The record is from RefSeq and is a predicted model, not a curated record. Lineage: Eukaryota; Viridiplantae; Streptophyta; Magnoliopsida; Asterales; Asteraceae. The coding region runs from base 137 to 1051 and encodes 304 amino acids. Gene Ontology annotation, molecular function: ubiquitin-protein transferase activity.
GAUAUAUAUGGAAUCAACUCAUCAAGCAUCUUUUUGCCAUCUUCUAUUUUCUGUGUUGGCAUUUUAAGUUUUAUCAAAACCAACCCCCAACACCCUCUCAUUUCUCCCAUUUAAUCAUUCAUAGCAACAACAAUCAAUGGCUGUUCAAGCUCAUUACCAAACCAAUAUUUUUCAUAAUCAAAGAAGUUUACAAGAUGAGAUAAGAAAUAAUUAUUCAUCGCAACCACAAGUAGCCAAAGAAGAAGAAGGUAUUGAUUCAAGAUUUUUUGAUCAACAAUCACCCAAAGACAUAUCUUUCAAUACUUAUUUCUCAGUUGGGAGUUGUGGUCUUAAUCCAAGAAAAAGAGAAAAAGAAGUUAAUAUGAAUCAAUUUAUUGACAUAAGCCAACUUCAUACUACAAACACCGGCGUUAACACCGGUCUCCGGCUAUCAUUUUCCGAUCAACAACUCCGGCAACACUCUGUUUCAACCCAAAUCAAAGAACAAGGUGACGAAAUUGAUCAUUUCUUGCAAAUCCAGGGGGAGGAGAUUCGGCGCACGUUAGUAGAGAAGUGUCAAAACCACUAUCGUGCGCUGGUGGAAGCGGCGGAGACGGCGGCGUCACGGCGGCUGAAGGAAAAGGAAGCCGAGCUAGUCAAAGCCUCGUGGCGCAAAGCUGAGCUGGAAGCAAAAAUGGCGCAAGUUAGCAUGGAGGCGGCGAUGUGGCGGGAGAAGAUGGUGGCAGGUGAGGCGGAAACGGAGGCCUUACAGGCUAAGUUGGAACAUGCUAUUGUGAGCGGUGGUGGUAGGAGUAUGUUAGGUGACAGAGGUGAAAGUGGGCUAAUGUGCGCCAGCAGGGAUGAUAUGGAUGCUGAGUCGGGUUAUGUUGACCCGGAACGAGUGGUAGUGGUGAGUGGACCCGGCUGUAAAUCGUGUGGGAAUCGAGUUGCGUCAGUUUUGUUGUUGCCGUGUCGACAUUUGUGUGUUUGUAGUGAGUGUGACGGCGUCGUUUUGGCUUGUCCAUUAUGCCUAUGUGUGAGAAGCUCCAGUCUUGAAGUUUACAUGUCAUGACAUAUUGGAUUGGCCCAAUGGGUUUCUUGCUUAGUAUUUUUAGCUUUAAGGUAAAAAAGAAAAAGGAGUUGAGUGUUAAAAAAUUUGACAAUAUGUGAAAAA